Molecule: messenger RNA, 953 nt
Organism: Symbiodinium necroappetens
Lineage: Eukaryota; Dinophyceae; Suessiales; Symbiodiniaceae
Source: the annotation of a GenBank genome assembly
AUGCGGCUUCCGCGUGAGGUGACAUCGCACGCCCACCGCAGCUACGGCGGACGAGGAACCAUCAACGAGGACUCGGAGCGCACGGCACAGUGGCGACUGCCGGACGGCCCGGACCUGAGCAACGCAUCGAGUUUUGCCUUCCUCCCCGUUGGAGAAGGAAGUCCGCUUGCUGCUCCGGCGGCUCCUACGGCGUUGCAAGACCACUUGGUGCAGCAGCAGGUGUCCAUUCUUGAGGCUGAGCUUCUCCGCGAAGCCGCGGCCGGUGCAGCACUGGACGCCGAUGGCAUACAGGAGCAUCUUGAGCUUUUCGAAGCACGACUGCGCCAAGCAAUGACAGAGCAAUUGCCAGGCGAAGGCCGCCCUCGCUCUCGGCCCCGGGGUCCAUCGCCCUCUGCAGCAGAGCUCGAAGCUCAGGAGCAGCAGCAGUGGCGCCUUCAACAUCUGCAGCGGCCAAGGGUCACAGAGGAGGUGGAGGGAAGUCACUUCCGGCGACACCGGGCAGUCUCUCUCAGCCGCCGGCAGGGGAGGCAUUCACCGGCAUCAAUGGCUGCGGACGAGACCUCGACCUUCCACCACUUGGGCAGACAGGGCAGCAGGUCGUCACCGAGGUCAGAUGCAGAGAACGAGGCAUCUGCAGCGCAUCUCGGGACUCCGGCUAGAAGCAUCCCUCGUGGCGAUACGCAGCUGGCUGCGCACUCGCUGGCACAACCGGCUACAACCCCCAGACCGAGCCAGCCACAAACGGGAGCGGAGGCGAAUGCCUAUGGAGAGCAAAGGUCUCUCGUGGGACCCGCAGGAGGUGGAGCACCAUUGCCGCCACCUUCCACUCUGGAGAGCGCAAGGCCGGCCCAGAUGGCCACAACAGGUGGUCAGCCCGAAUUCGAUGAAGCUGGAAAGCUGAGGCCAUCCAUGCCCAUGCAAGAGGGCGAGGCUGGAGUGGAAAAGCAGCCAAG